AUGUACAAACCAGGAAACUACUUUUUCGUGCUGCCCUGGAUAGCGUUCAUUCCAUGGUAUGGAAUGCUCAUCGCAAUGCUUGUGUGCUGGGCAGCACAGGGCCAUCCGAUCUAUUGGUUCAUGCACACAUACCAGUUCCCGCUGUACAUAUCAGACAUCGGAGCCACCAAUCUGCGGCCAUUGUUCAUCUCGUGCGCAGGCUGGCAAGGUCUGGGCUACUGCAUCUGCAUCGCAUGCGAGUAUUUCCAACGCAGUGGGCGCUGGCCGUUUCAGCGGAGUGCGUUCUCCAAAAACGCCGUGGCCGACCACGGGUCGGUGUCGGCGUCCCAGGACACGGUCAAGUCCAACUACGGCGAUAUGCUGCGGUCAGCCAAGUUUCUGAUGCCCCCAUACUACACCCGCCACGAACGCAACUGCAUCUGGGCCUGCUUCGCCCUGGGCGCGGCAGGCGAGAUCUGUCUGCUUAUGUGCUCGAUUUUCUCCACUGCACACUACCAUCGCGUCCACAUCACCAUGGUCGGCCUCUUCUGUGCGUUCAUGUUCCUGUCCGUGUGCUGUAACAUCGCUGAGUACUUCAUGAUGGGCAGGCAUUACGCCCAGCUGCAUCCACUGGCUAGUCCAGAGGAUAGGCUGGUCGAGACCCGCUGGAAUCACUGGGUUGGUUACCGUUUCAACAAGUACACUAUCAGCGCCAUCGCAAAGACUGUUUGGCUGGCCGCUGCUCUGGCAUGGGCAAUUGCCUUUGGUGCCAUCAGUGACAAUUCCAAGAGUUCCUGUUUUGAAUGGCUUCUAGCAUUCUGGUUCGGAAUCAUAUUCAUCAUCAUCUCCGUCGAUUUCUACCUGGGCGGGCGCUACAAGCACUCCAAAUACUUCCAUCAAGUCACCUCCUUCGAAGGCUACUACAAGUACGACAAGCUGGUCCCAACUCCACGCCAAACUGACGGCAUUAUCGAAGCUUAG
Molecule: messenger RNA, 960 nt
Organism: Lachancea meyersii CBS 8951
Lineage: Eukaryota; Fungi; Ascomycota; Saccharomycetes; Saccharomycetales; Saccharomycetaceae
Source: the annotation of a GenBank genome assembly